This is a messenger RNA of Kuraishia capsulata CBS 1993, 1011 nucleotides long. RefSeq lists its product as uncharacterized. NCBI's taxonomy places the organism in Eukaryota, Fungi, Ascomycota, Pichiomycetes, Pichiales, Pichiaceae. The transcript has 2 exons. The record is from RefSeq and is a predicted model, not a curated record. Bases 1 to 1011 code for a protein of 336 amino acids.
AUGCAGGCAGUUCCGUCUCACUUCGCAUCCUUGGAUGCGGCUCAGAAAGAUCCGGUCAGAAAGUGCUCGCGGUGCAGAGUGAAGAGAGAUCGCGAGACUCCGGAAAUGCUUGAAAAAUACCAGACUUGUUUGUCUUGCAGGGAGAAGAGAAAAAUUGAGUCUAGGGCCGUUAAAGACACUUUGCCCAAUUUGUUUACAGAUUUUCAUGAUUUUUUGGAGAGAAUCAAGUUCAACCAGGCUAUCGAUAUUUUGGAGCACAAUUUCAGAGGGCCUGCUCCCAUCGAGUUCCGAAGGUUUGCACCAGAAGAGGUCACUCUAGAGAUUUUCCAGGUCACCUCCAAAAUGCUGGUGCAGGCAUAUAUGGAUCCUUUGAUGAAUGCCACGGGUUUUAAAUUUCCUGUUCGUGACUACCACAAGGGUGGUAGCAAGACCAAGAAGAUCUCGUUCAUGUUUAUCUGCAGCCAGGAUUCUUCCAGACAGCGCAAGUCGAGAUCCGAGCACAAGAGAUCCGUUCCCAACAAGCUCAAGGUUGAACGGUGUGAAUCGAAAAUUACCCUUAGCUACGAUCUGACGGAUGGAAUGGUGAUGAUCUAUUACAACCACAAGCACCAUGCUCCCUACGAUUGGAAGAAGAUCCCCAGCGACAACGCCUACCCUGAUCUGUCGCAGUUGGGCAGGCUCAUACAGAAGGAGACUGAGAACGCCAACGAGGCACAGGCCCAGGCUCAGGCCCAGGCGGCAGUGGAACUAGCAGCAAGGACGGUGGCCUAUCGCCAACCUACCAACACGGGUUCCAGUUCGGGUUCUACAGGUGAGGUUUUGCCGGAAGAUAUGGCCAAUCUGCUGCAACUGUCUUCUUACUUGCCCGAAAGUCACCAAGGCCACUCGCAUGGAUCGAACUCGAAGUCCGAGUCAAAUGUGGACGACGAGUUGAAGAAACAAGACUCGCAGGCCAGCGGGUUCAUCGACAACAUUGACCAUGAGCUGAUUAGAGAGAGCAUUCCAAAAUGA